UUGUACGCCAAUUGAACAAUAAAAUGUCGAUCGGACGGAUGUCGGAGUUUAAGUUAAGUGGGUCGAACUGGAAUACCUACAUUUCCAGAUUUGAGCAGUACUUCAUUGCUAAUAAAAUCGAAGAAGAAUUGAAAGUAAAUACACUGUUGGCUGUCGUCGGGGAAGAAAUGUUCGAGCUGAUGAUCGAUUUGUGUAACCCGGACAAACCGGAGGAAAUUACUUACGAGGCAUUUUUCAGAUUACGCAAGCAAGAGCCCGGCGAAUCUUUAGCGCAAUAUUCAGCUGCACUUAAAAAACUAGCUAAAACAUGCCAAUUUGGAGACAGUUUGGAAGACCACUUAACUGACCAAUUCCUAUAUGGCCUCCGAAGUGACAGCAUUCGUCAACAACUUUUCACCGAGAAAGAUUUAAAUUACAUUAAAGCAGUAAGGAUUGCCUUAAAUAUGGAGGCCGCAGAGAAAAAUUCUCUCAUGGUGGAGGAAGCAAAGUCCUCGUCGAUGGCGUUGGUAGCAGUUCACAAAGUUUCAGGCAGAGGGCAACUUUAUUCUGAGCUCAAUGUCUCAUUUGCAGCUGCCAACAUGUCAGAUGAUAAAGACCAGGCUAAGGCUGAAAAGCCAGAGAAGCCAAAGGGCUCCUUCAAAGCCAAAUUGCUGGGGGAGGUCCAGCUGAUGACCAACGACGAAAGUCGUUUCAUGGGAGAGUCAGGAUUCUCUAAUCAAUGA
Molecule: messenger RNA, 722 nt
Organism: Acanthoscelides obtectus
Lineage: Eukaryota; Metazoa; Arthropoda; Insecta; Coleoptera; Chrysomelidae
Source: the annotation of a GenBank genome assembly